AUGGAACUCCGAACGGGGCUCGUCUCUAUAAUUUUGGGCUUGAUGGUCCAGCCCGCGAUGGGUCGCAUUAUCUUCGAAGACCUCCAUCUUCUCCCGACCUACAUUAAAGCUCAUGGGGUGAUAAUGGCCCUGGCGUUUGGCGUCAUGAUGCCACUGGGUGUUAUCGCCAUCGGCUUUCUCAACAUUAGAGGCAGUAUAUGGAUACACGCGGCGUGGCAACUUAUCAGCUGGUGUUUGAUGAUAGCGGGGUUUGGGCUCGGGGUGCGGAUAGCGAGGAUCACAGACAAGGCCUACAACAAUGCCCACACCAAAAUAGGCACGAUCGUCGUCGCAAUGUUGCUGGUCCAACCGCUCUUUGGCCUGAUCCAUCACAUCCGCUUCCGAAAGACCCACAGACCCAAUGCUUGGACCCAUCUGCAUGUGUGGUAUGGACGGAUGUUGAUUCUACUGGGCAUCAUCAAUGGCGGAUUGGGGUUGCAAUUGGCAGCGAAUAGCAGGGGAGGUGAGAUCGCGUAUGGUGUUGUAGGGGGUAUCUUGGGCGCUUGUGUGUUGCUGGUGGCGGCUUGGACGGAAUAUAAGCGGUGGUUUCGGCCCAAAACGCCGUCACAGCCUCCUCCCGUGGCGGAGGCGCGGGGAUAG
Aspergillus campestris IBT 28561 is the source of this 639-nucleotide messenger RNA. RefSeq names its product cytochrome b561 domain-containing protein. The transcript has 3 exons. The record is from RefSeq and is a predicted model, not a curated record. NCBI's taxonomy places the organism in Eukaryota, Fungi, Ascomycota, Eurotiomycetes, Eurotiales, Aspergillaceae. The coding region runs from base 1 to 639 and encodes 212 amino acids.